AUGACCGGUCAGCCAGCAAUCACCGAAAUGAAAGGGCACUCCAGUGCAGCGGAUUUGGAAUAUUGGACUGCCCAUGCUGUUCCAGUUCUUCGCUCCCUCCUCAGAUCUACUGGAUCUUAUUCGUCUGAGGAACAAGAUGCACAAGUUCAGUUCCUGACCAAGCACGUUCUGCCAAAUCUUGGUCCACGGCCGUCCGUUGCUUACACCAAGUCAUUCCUCACAAAGAGUGGUAGUCCUAUUCAGCUCAGCGUCAACCUCAGCGCUCGAAAGCCGCUGGUGCGCUACUGCUGGGAGAUUCUGGGGCCGCAGGGCGGUAGCGAGAGCGACCCUUUUGCCAUUGAGGCUGCCAAGAAUAUCAUCUCACACUUUGCUGACACACUCGGCUUCAGUACGCAAUGGAGCGAUGUGUUGAUGAAGUCCUUUGCGUUGACACCUGAGGAGCAAGCAGGAGGGCUCCUGGCGAUGGAGAGAUGGAUGGCAAAAUGUAUUCCGGCUGAUGCGCCAGUGAAGCCGCCAAAGAGUCUUCCUCUUGCGUUUGCUGCCUUUGACUUGAAAGGCGACCAAGUUUCUUCAAAGACCUACUUCAACCCCAAGGUUAAGGAGAUCGUCACGGGUGCAUCGGUAAAUGAACUGACUUGGGCUGUUCUUCGCGAUCUAAAGCCCGCCCUCCACCCCGAGGCUAUUGACCUUGUCCAAGAAUUUCUCUCCACUCGUCCCGUUCCAUCGGGCAUUGAGCUUGUGGGAGUGGACUGUGUCGACGAAGCCGGGCUUGCCAACGCACGCGUCAAGCUCUACGUGCACAGCAAGAGCAAUUCAUUCAAUACUGUACGGGAAUACGUCACGAUCGGGGGACGCUUGAAGGACGAGGCAACUCGCAAAAGUCUCGAAGUCCUGCACGAAAUCUGGCCUCUUCUUCUCCAAGAGCCCGAGGGCCUGCCGGACGACGACUUUGACAAGCCUCUGAAAGAUGCAUCCAUGUUUUUCCAGAAGCUGUACUUUAGCUUCGAGCUGCGACCGGGCUGCGAGCAUCCCGAGGUCAAGACGUACCUGCCGACGUGGAACUACGUGCGAAGCGACGAGGAGACGGUUCAGAAUUAUUCGGCUGUAUUUCGAAAGUGCGGCUACGAAUGGGGCCAAGAGGGAAAAUACAAGGCCGUGUUCGAAGAUGCCUUUGGGCCGGUGAACCAAGAACGAGCGGUGCCAGUACAUUGCGAUGCAUCGUUCCUCUUCUCCGAGAAGAAUGGUAUUUAUCAGACAGUAUACUUUAGCACGCCGCUCGCCGAGGAGGCCGGCUCGGAAGUGUGGUGA
Molecule: messenger RNA, 1308 nt
Organism: Drechmeria coniospora
Lineage: Eukaryota; Fungi; Ascomycota; Sordariomycetes; Hypocreales; Ophiocordycipitaceae
Product: aromatic prenyl transferase
Exons: 3
Coding region: 1-1308 (435 amino acids)
Biological process (GO): alkaloid metabolic process
Molecular function (GO): transferase activity, transferring alkyl or aryl (other than methyl) groups
Source: RefSeq, a predicted model, not a curated record